Messenger RNA from Moneuplotes crassus, 1327 nucleotides. The record is from the annotation of a GenBank genome assembly. Lineage: Eukaryota; Ciliophora; Spirotrichea; Euplotida; Euplotidae.
GAGUGAGAAUGAGAAUUUGAGUAGAUGAGAUUCUGAUACUAGAAAAGAAGUUUAUUCAAUCGGAGUUAAGAGUAUCAUAAGUCCUGCUAGAGCAAGUGUUUCCAAACUUAAUGAGAAUGAUGAUCUUGAAGUAAAAUUUGACCAAAGAGAAAAUAUACAGGAAGAAGACAAAAAAAUUACUUAAUCGGAACAAUGGUAAUGAUCACAUGUGUCCUUGUACUGACAAUGAAGCACACCUUGGUGAGGAUGAUCUCCUUCUCGAGUCCAUACAUCUCAGUUUAUGAUAUUCUUCUAUUCAGAGGUGCUUUUAUGGCUGCUUUUACUAUCUAUACACGAACAAAAUUAUUUAAACAACACACCACAUAUCUCCAAAAUGCUGUAACUUCCUUUCUAUCAUCCACGCCAGCAAAUUUGACCUCACUCCCUAACCCACCACAGCAUUCCUAAUUUCUGUAUUUCCUUGGUCACUAAGCCCCAUCGAGAAGUAUCUGGGUUACCGAAAACAGCACUUUUCUUCAUAAUUUUAAGGUCGUUUUUAUGAAGAGUUCUGCUGUUGAAGUUAGGGUUGUUAAGUAAUAGUGAGAGAUGGCUUAUUCGAGUAUUAGUGAUAUAGGUGUGAUACACUUUGAUAGGAUUUAGGAAUUGGGAUAUUUGUUGUAAAUUGUUAUUUAGAGAGUUAUAGUGGGGCCAGACUUCCUCUUUCAAAGUCAACUCUGAUCUUUAGCUGCAGUGCGACCACAUGGGCGAUCUUAGCGUGGAUAUUUUUAAGAGAACGUCUUGGAUGGACAUAUGUGAUUUGAUUGAUUGGAGGAAUUUUAGGUGUUUAUGUACUCUCUAUGGGUAAGGAAGAUACUCACAAGCAAGGAGGCGUGCCUGCAUACUUCACUUCAAUUAUUGCAGUUUGGGCAACCGGAGCAUCUGUUGUGGCUUCACGUCAGCUUAACAUCUACAAAGUUCAUUUUAGUUUAUUUGGCACUUCCAACGGAAUACAUUUCGUUGUUGCGACAGUCAUCUGUUCUUUCGUAUUCGAGGACGUGUUUCACUUUGAAAUGUACACAAGUUAUAACAUUUUCAUGCUCAAUUUAAGUGGAUGUCUCACUCUGAAUAUAGUGCAUGCAGCUUGAGGAUGUGCCUUCAUGGUACUUAUUAUGUAGCCACCCAGUACAUAGAAGUUAUUUAUGUAGGGCAGAUAAGGAAUUUGGAGAUAAUAUUCACUAUUUUCAUUGAUAUCUUCGUGUUCAACUGCACGUUCACAUCAAUCGAUAUUAUUGGCAUGUCAAUUCUUGGGAUCUGUAUUGCAAUUUUGUUGGUGGUGAAGUUUAUAUAA